This is a messenger RNA of Trypanosoma theileri, 693 nucleotides long. RefSeq lists its product as uncharacterized. The record is from RefSeq and is a predicted model, not a curated record. Bases 1 to 693 code for a protein of 230 amino acids. Lineage: Eukaryota; Euglenozoa; Kinetoplastea; Trypanosomatida; Trypanosomatidae. The transcript has a single exon.
AUGACAAAGGCUGUAAUGGUGAGGUGUUACCUGCUCUGUUUACUAACUCUUGCACUGUGUUGUGCUUGUGGGUUAGUAUGGGCUGAUAGUACUAAAGCUUCAAAUGCCCUUAUUAAAACUUCUACUGUCGGUGUUCCUUCUCUUGUUCAUCGUGCUGUUCCUGCGUUUAUUAUCUGUUUUGGUGAUGAUGAGGAUGAUGAUGAGUGUCACUAUAAGAAGGAAGAAGAUGAUAUUGAGUAUAACGAGGAUGGUGUUUCUCGUGUUGUGGGUGAAUUGGGUUCUUCAAGUGGCCAUUCUUCCACUGCUGCCGAGGUACCAGGUGCUGCUCCUGGUUCUAAACAGCAGGGGUCAAAGACUCCUGAAGAGUUAAAUGAAAGAACCCAAGUGGAUCAACACGAGAAACAAAUAACUGAGAAUCAGGAACAACCGGGAAAUGGAGAAAUCUCCACACCAUCUCAAACUUCAGGGAUUAAUGGUCAGGGAGAUUCUAUACCCCUUGAGGUAUCCCCUCCUGCAGAGUCAGGUAGAGGAUCAGUGGGAAGAGAUGGAAAUACUGAAGAAACCACAACAGUGUCUGAAAAACCAUCACCAGAAAAUAAACACGCUGCUCAUCAAAGAACGCCAUCGGGUGGACAACCACAGGAUGGCACAAACACUCACAUUACACCAAAUGAAGAGACCCCAGUCACAUGA